This is a messenger RNA of Lytechinus pictus (painted urchin), 7979 nucleotides long. RefSeq names its product DENN domain-containing protein 5A-like. The annotation marks the transcript as partial. NCBI's taxonomy places the organism in Eukaryota, Metazoa, Echinodermata, Echinoidea, Temnopleuroida, Toxopneustidae. Gene Ontology annotation, molecular function: small GTPase binding; guanyl-nucleotide exchange factor activity. The record is from RefSeq and is a predicted model, not a curated record. The transcript has 16 exons.
UUGCAGGCAUCACUCUGCUAUGUGGACAUAGAUAACUCAUGCGUAGAACUACCAGAAGAGCUCCCAAAGUUCCCAAACAAACCAACUCUGAUCCGUGAACUCAACAACCUCAUCCAAAAACACAAGCACAUGCCGGACAACUCUCCAUCACAGACUGCACACACAACCACCACCACGCCCAGUGCAAAGAUGAAUAAAGUCAAUGACUUUGACUGGUCACAAGUCCAAAGAGAAGUCACACUGAUCACAACAAUGAAUCAGAACUUAGAGGAGAGCGUUGAUGGUGAUCAGGAUAGUUCAUACUUCAGUUCACCAAGUCGUGGUGAGAGCCCCACUGCAGGAAUGCCUUCUAAAGCGGAUUUCUUGCGUAACAAUGAGAUAGUAUCUCGUGUUGCAGAGAUUGCUCAGCGUACCGGUGUCAUUACAUCAAUAGCUGACUAUGAGAAUGAGAAUAGCAAUGUGAAUCCAAUGAAUCUAAGCGAAGAAGAGCAGGAGCAUAGAGAGUAUGUAUCAAUGUUGAUAUUGAAUUGUGCAAUACGUGAAGUAUUCCUCAGGAGAUUAGUAGUCUUGUUGAGGAAUUAUGAGACCUUCAUUAUACAGCCAAGAGUAAACAGUCUGGAUGCAUGGUUUACCAACAGAGAUCAGAUGCAAAACUUUGAUAAGAAUGCAUUUCUUGCCGAUACCCCUGAGCUUCACCUACCAUUCAUGUCACCGUUCCUUGAGACCCAACUCUUUGCUUCAUUCAUUGAUAAUAAGAUCAUCUCUAAUUGGGAAGAGAAGGAUCAAGCUCUUAGUAUCUUUGAUGAGAGAGUAGAGCAAUUCCCAUCAAGUUCACCUCAAACACCAACUACAGAGGGCGCUUCAUUUGUCAGUGAAGCAGAGAUGUUAAUUCGUAGGCGCUCCGGCAAUAUUGACCACAACCCAUACCCUCCAAGAGCAUUACCAGUAGACUCAAGUCAUGUACCUCAGUUCUUCCCUAUGCUUCAAGAUGAUGUCCUCUUGAAGCCACCAUUCACCAACGGGAGGAGUAGAUACAGAAACAUUGCUAAGUGGAAACAGAAAGAGAGACAAGAACAGCAUAAAGAACAUCUCGGUCUCCAGCCUCAUGAGAGAGAGAAAUACCUUCAAUCUCUUCAUGCUAAGAAACCGCCAGUGCGACAGGCAGUCCUCACUCACUAUGAUCAGAAGAAAGCAAAUCAGCAAUUUGUUGAAGAAUUGCUCAAAGAAUGCAAGAUCAAGACGAAGAAGAUGCUUGUGUUUAAGAUGGGUCAAGAAGCCAUAGAAUUAGGUCAUGGUGACAUCAAUCGCUCUGGUGUGGAGGAGAAUACACUCAUAGCUAGCCUAUGUGAUCUAUUAGAGAGGAUAUUCAGUCAUGGAUGUAGAUCAAAGAAACAGAGUAAGAGUGCCUUGUGGUGGCAUCUUCUAAGCUAUCGUCGUUUCCGUCAGCGUAAGAAGGCUUCAUCAGAACAGAACCUUGCAUUAGCUGGUGCAGAGAGUUCUCCUAGACAUAGAAGAUCAAGCACUGUACCAGGGCAGCCACUACCGACUUUACCUACUGAUUUCAGCUUUGAUUGGAAGAAUGUUGACCGCAUGACCAAUAUUCGUACUGAGGUUGGUAAAUCAAGAGCUUUUGUUCGUUUGGCACUGGAAAGGAAAGUUCUUCAUAAACACAUCAAAGAGCUGGUCUCAAAUGAUGAACUUCUCAAGAAGCGAUAUCGGGGUGAAGCAUUCUUGAGAUGUGAAGAAGAAAAGAUGCAAUUCCUAUACUACCUCCUGUCACUCAAUGCGGUUGACUUCCAUUGCUUCACAAACUCAUUCCCUUCCACAGUGGUGACGUAUCGGGUGCUGAUCAGCCAGAGUCGUAAGUUUCAGGCGCCAACAACGGCCAAUCCAUGGCUACAGGUGACUGGAGAGAUGCUACAAACACCCGUGAUACACAUACCAAAGAAUGCUCAGGAUUUUACCUUUCAGCAUGCUAACCUUGGUGUCCUAACAACCCUUCAGAUAGGACAUGAUAAUGCAGGUCUCUUACCUCGAUGGUUAGUAGAUUAUAUCUACAUCAGGAAUGAAAUCACUGGACAUGCGUACAAGUUCCCAUGUGGUAGAUGGAUAGGGCGUAGUGUUGAUGAUGGAAGUCUAGAACGUCUUUUGGUGGCAGAGUUCAUCCCUCCGAUCAUCGACUAUGAAGGCGAUCACUUCUGGGGAUCAAAUACCACACCGAGACGGACCCAUGCUAGAAGGUCCAGUGCCAGUGCUAGUAGUUCACCAUCCCCGCCACCUCGAGUUCCUCAUAAGCUAGACCAGAAUGCUAUCCAAGAACUCUUGACUGAUGCUGUCAAUAAUAUCGUCAAGCAUUUCUACAAACCCGAGAAGGAGCGUGGUCAGUUGACAGUGCUACUCUGUGGUGAGUUUGGUCUGGUUAAAUGUAUGGACUUAGUUCUACAGUAUGGUUUCAGAUCAUCUAGACUCUUCAGGAAUAACUUCUUUAUCUGGGAUUUCCUAGAGAAAGUUGCUCGGUAUCUAGACAGCUUAGACCAGGAUGAGGAAGGUCGUUUUAGUUCACGUCAAGAGAAAAGAGCUCGAAGGACAUUCUGUCUAACACUUCAUCAGAUCAAUAGGUAUGCUGAGACUGUUGGCAAAGAUGGAAAGUUACAGCUUCUAGUCUGCCUUGGUAUAAGAGAUCAUCUUCUUCAUCAAUGGUUACCAGUCCUUGCUGAGACACCUGUCACUAAGAACAUGUAUGAUGAAUGUUCAUUCUUCCAUUCUCCUCCUCAUCUAGACUUCCUCUGCAGUCUACUCAUGCAACUAGAUGAAUUCAAUAUCUCACUUGAAGCAUCAGUCACUAAAGGUAUUGAGUUAUGAUACCAAGAUACACACUAGAUUGAGGUCUUAUGAUAUCAAUCUACAAGAUUACAAGAUACAUACUAACUUCAGGUCUUGAGUUGUGAUGCCAUUCUACAAGAUUUAUAGAGACAUACUAGCUUGAGGUCUUUAUAGUAAUGAUACCAAUCUACAAGUUACACACUAGCUUGAGGUCUUUAGUUAUGAUAUCAAUCUACAAGUUACACACUAGCUUGAGGUCUUUAGUUAUGAUAUCAAUCUACAUGAUACACACUAGCUUGAGGUCUUUAGUUAUGAUAUCAAUCUACAAGUUACACACUAGCUUGAGGUCUUUAGUUAUGAUAUAAAUCUACAAGAUUCACUCUAGCUUGAGGUCUUUAGUUAUGAUAUCAAUCUACAAGAUACACACUAGCUUGAGGUCUUUAGUUUGAUAUCAGUCUACAAGAUACACUCUAGCUUGAGGUCUUUAGUUAUGAUAUCUAUCUACAAGUUACACACUAGCUUGAGGUCUUUAGUUAUGAUAUCUAUCUACAAGAUACACACUAGCUUGAGGUCUUUAGUUGUGAUAUCUAUUUACAAGAUACACUCUAGCUUGAGGUCUUUAGUUAUGAUAUCAGUCUACAAGAUACACUCUAGCUUGAGGUCUUUAGUUAUGAUAUCAAUCUACAAGAUACACUCUAGCUUGAGGUCUUUAGUUAUGAUAUCUAUCUACAAGAUACACUCUAGCUUGAGGUCUUUAGUUAUGAUAUCAAUCUACAAGAUACACACUAGCUUGAGGUCUUUAGUUUGAUAUCAGUCUACAAGAUACACUCUAGCUUGAGGUCUUUAGUUAUGAUAUCUAUCUACAAGUUACACACUAGCUUGAGGUCUUUAGUUAUGAUAUCUAUCUACAAGAUACACACUAGCUUGAGGUCUUUAGUUGUGAUAUCUAUUUACAAGAUACACUCUAGCUUGAGGUCUUUAGUUAUGAUAUCAGUCUACAAGAUACACUCUAGCUUGAGGUCUUUAGUUAUGAUAUCAAUCUACAAGAUACACUCUAGCUUGAGGUCUUUAGUUAUGAUAUCUAUCUACAAGAUACACUCUAGCUUGAGGUCUUUAGUUAUGAUAUCAAUCUACAAGAUACACUCUAGCUUGAGGUCUUUAGUUAUGAUAUCUAUCUACAAGAUACACUCUAGCUUGAUGUCUUUAGUUAUGAUAUCAAUCUACAAGAUACACUCUAGCUUGAAGUCUGAUAAUCUGUCAAAAACCUUUUCCCAAAUGCCAAACAUUAUAAAGAGAGACAACUUGCCUGAUAUGGUUUAUUUUCAAGAGUGGUAUUGACAUAGGAUGCCGAGAUAUGUUAUCGCCUGAUAAAGGUUAGUGUAUGAGCUCUAUAUCAAAAGAAAGGGAUACUAAUAUAUUUGUAAAGUGUUGCAUUAUAAACAGACCACUGAUUUGCAUAUUAAAGAUAUUCUUUUUGGGAUAGAUUGUGUUGUUCAUGUUUAAAAUGUUUUUGACUGUCAAUUGUAACUUUCCUUGCUUACUUGCCAUGCACAGGUUUCUUUUAUUUUUGUUGUAUUCUUUGCAGUCUGUAUGAAAUGAAAACUAACUAUUUGAUUCUAAUGAGACUGUUGUUAGGGUUGUUUUACAUACAGUUAUUCUGACAUGUAUACCAUAUUGAUUUGACCAGUGCUGUGAUGCAUAGUAUACUGAAUGCAACUGGGAUUUUAAUUCUAGGCUUGGAGAUAAUAUCUGUGUUAUAACAGAGUAAGCAAAGUAUUAACCAUUGGUUUGGUUAUAACUUGUAUAUUACAUGUAAAAUUAUAUAUUACAAUACAAUUGCCUUUUUGUAGUUUCUAUUUUGGCAAAUGUUUGAUGAGUGUUAAUCUCCCCCAGCUGAAUCUACUCAGGAACAACAAGCAAACAAUUUCUAGUCAAUUUUUCCAUAUUUUACGGCUCAACUUUUUGAUACAACUCUUUGCGACUCUUAAAAUGAUAACCAUGAUUGUCUAUUUCUACAUGUGAGCAAGAGAGAUUUACUGAGGAUAAUUCAUCUGUUUUCAUACGUUGUACAUACAAUUGUAAAUAUGUAUUCUACAUUAAAUGAUAAUGAAUCUUAACAUUUGCUUAUUUUCGUUUUGACUGACUUAGUUUAGUCAAAAAAGCUUUGUUUUGACUUGAUAGUCUUUAUUUAUGUCAAUCAUGUAUCACAAAAUGUCUGUUUUGAUAUUUGUUGAAAAGAAGUAACUAUGCAUAUCUCAAAUAGUUUGGGGAUAUAUACCUAAUAGUAGUAAAAAAUCAAAAUGGAGAAUGAUUGAAUUUGCAUAGUCUGGAGGUCUAUUAAUGUUAGUCUAUCACAACCAAAUUAAGUAUCUUCCAAAUAAUAAACGCAAUGUUCAGUUCCAUCAUGUUUGCUCCUGCAACUAUUGCUCCUGAUGAAAACAUUAAACCAAACAUGAAUCCAACAUGAAACCUAACAUUAACCGUCUCACAACCCUCACUAUAUAUCUUCAGAGAUAUUAGGAUAGGAGCAAUUGUCACUUGAGUAAAUGUUGCAUCACCAAUGAUAAAGUUUUUAGCAAACUAAUUUGGUAGGAGUGUUUAUCUUAUUGACUGUCCUCUAAGAAAAAUGAUGAGUGAUUACAUAUUCUUGACAAAAUUGUCACAGGUCACAGUGGUCAUUUGAGGGAUUUUGUAAUCAAGAAUUUUUUAAAGUAAUGUUUUUGGUUUAUGAUUGGAUCUUAUCAGUUUUAAUCUCCUUUACAUCCUUCCUAAAAAUAUUUUGUUUUACUGCUUAUGGAGCUCAAUUUAUGAGAAUGUUCUUUCCAUAAUUUGACAUUGUAAAACUCAUAAUGUAUACAAUGUUAAAUCAGAUUUCAGCAGAAUUCAUCUUUAUAUGUAGGUACAUGAGUGUUUGUACCCACUAUCUAGAGGAAGGCGAUUCAUUCAAAUUACCCAUGAAACUUUUGAAAGUGAUGAUGGUCUUACUCACUAGAUUUUACUCAGUAAGACUUUCACAUAGAUUGUGCUAUUUUUAGGUAUAUGAGAUAAUAUUCCUGGCAAAUGAUUUUGCUCAAACUUGUUUCCUUUUGAUUUAUGUUAUUUUAAAGGGGGAUGGGGAGCACUUUUGAUGUUUUUACAAUACUUGGCAAGCAAGCAAUUCACCAUCAACUGAUAUUUUUACCUAUUUAUUUUGUUAUUUUAAUCACAAUUUCACAAUUGUUUCAGAGAAAUAUGAUGGAUGAAUGAUUCUUAUAAAGAUUGAAUUCAUCUUUGGUUUAUGAGCUACAUGACACAAUGACAUUCUAAGGUGUCCGUUUAUGUUCAUUUUUGUUUUAGCUUACAAAAGGAAUAUUUGUUUACUGGAUUUUGAUCAAUUCUUAAAAAAACUAUUUCAAGUCUAUUAGGCUAUCCUUUUAAUGUCUUUUGUCAACAUUUUGAAUCAUACACAUGUGUACACAUUGUAAAAAUUUUCCUUUCUGACAUUUAGACAAUUAUUUUAACAUUAGGUGUAUAGUGAUCAGUUGUUUGGUAUUCUUAUAUUAUUGAUAAGUUCAUGAAUACAAUGUUAUCUGUAUAUAAUGUGAUUUGACUCCUCAUGAUAAUUCUUGCCAAGGGUUACUUAUGUCCAGCUAUAUUUAACUUAAUGUGCAUUAUCAACCUUUAAUAAAACAAAUGGAAAAUAUGAUAGUAUAGGAAACUUUAAAAAUCUUGUCAAUUAGAUCUUACUCGGGUACUCCACUUUCAAAUCAAGUUGAAUCAAGGAAAUAGUAGAAUGAAAUCAAAAUAACACUGCAAAAAUUUUAAAAGAAAAGGAAAUAAGGAAUAUUUCAAUUUUAAUGGAAUGUUUGAAAUCAUGUAGCUUUUCUAAAUGCAAUAGAGAUUACAUAUGAAUAUCUCUAGAAUAUAAAUGUGUGCUUCAGCAUGAUAAGCUCAUCUGAUUUACAAUUCACUGUGUGAACAAAAUGAUUAAAAAAAGAAAUGAAAUUUUGAAAGUUUAUUUUGAAAUAUAAUUGUUUUGUUAACCUCCUCAGGUUUGUCCAUGGGAAAGAUGUGUAUCAGUAUUAGGUUUGUAGUUUAGUGAACCGUUGAAGAAAGAGUUACAAUCGCAACCUUAUUUUGAGCCAAUGAAAUGCAUGUUUAUGGUUUGCGCUUGGUUUUUAAACUUGUGUUUAAAUGUGUGACAGAUUUAUCUUUGGUGUUGCAAUCAAUUUAUUUAUUAUCCAAGUAAAAGAAUAAAGUAGAUUAAAUGAAGGAUCCUGUUGCAUAAACAUUACUAUGAUGGUAACUUUGCCAUUAUACUUAACAGCCAAUCAAAUUCAAGGAUUCUUUAGUAGUUAUCAUUACCUGGGGAAGUUACCAUAAUAGUACCUUUUAUGCAAUAGAACCCAUAUUUUAGACUGUCAUCUUUACUAAUUGUCCCUCUUCUAGUUUAAAAAUAUUACCCUUAAUAAAUAAUGCGUGCUGGCUAGUGUCUAGCCUUUUAACGAGUCCCUGUGACCGAGGUUAUAUUUUGAUGCUGCACAUGGACUGAGAUACAAGACUAGACUAGAUGUGUGAUAGGCUAGAGUUAUUACUCUCUAUCACAUAAUAGGAUGUGUGAACCUUCACCAAAGUUUUGGGAAUAGUCUCCUUUCAGUCACUUGGUAGCUUAUAUAUACAUCACAUCAGACAGAAAUCCUUGUUUAAAGACUAGUUUGACCCCUGACAUGGAGGGUGAGAAACUAAUGAUUUUAACUUUGAUCUUGAAGAAAACAUUUUAAUGAUAUGAUUGUCUUAAUUGUGUGCUUUUUUUAAAUUUGAACAGUGAUUAGUCAGAUGAGUGAAUCAAAUUAAAUGUAUACAUUUGAUACAUGUACUACACACUCAAUAGUAUUUUAUUUUAUCAACAAACAGGCGAAAGGAUGAAUAAUCAUGUUUGCACUUCUGAUUCAUAAAUAAAGUUAAACAAUAAUGGCAAAGUUGAUAAAAUGGAUAAAAAAUGAGAUAUAUACAGCAAAUGAGGUGUUUGUAGUGAUUUGUACACAGAUACGGAUGAAUUAAAUGUUAAUUCCAAAGUUUUUGUGAGUUUUAUUAGGAUAUUUCCAUCACGUAAAAUAGACCAUUUGAUACCAUUAUUAUGAGAAAGAAAAGAGAUUUAUAUUAAAAGUGCCAAAAUA